CAGGUAGGGUACAGUUUGGUGCAGAAGGAAGUACAGCAGCAGCAGCAGCAGCAGCAGCAGCAGAACCAGCAGAAAGAUGACUUCCACUGGAAUGAACAUGAUGAGCAGGAUCGUCUUCUACGAGGACAGGAACUUCCAGGGCCGCUCCUACGAGUGCAUGAGCGACUGCCCAGACAUGUCCUCCUACCUGAGCAGGUGUCACUCCUGCCGGGUGGAGAGAGGCUGCUUCAUGGUCUACGACCGCACCAACUACAUGGGGAACCAGUACUUCAUGAGGAGGGGCGAGUACGCCGACUACAUGAGCAUGUUUGGAUGGAGUGGAGGCAUCAGGUCCUGCCGUAUGAUCCCCAUGUACAGGGGAUCCUACAGGAUGAGGAUCUACGAGAGGGAGAACUUCGGGGGUCAGAUGUACGAGAUGAUGGACGACUGCGACAACAUCAUGGACCGCUACCGCAUGAACAACUGCAUGUCCUGCAACGUGAUGGACGGCCACUGGCUGAUGUACGAUCAGCCCCACUACAGAGGCAGGAUGAUGUACAUGAGGCCCGGCGAGUACCGCAGCUUCAUGAACAUGGGCUGGAGCGGCGGCCACUUCAUGAGCAUGAGGCGCAUCACCGACUCCUUCUAUUAGACUCUGAGCACUGAAUAAAGCUGUCACAAACCACA
Molecule: messenger RNA, 666 nt
Organism: Oryzias melastigma (Indian medaka)
Lineage: Eukaryota; Metazoa; Chordata; Actinopteri; Beloniformes; Adrianichthyidae
Product: gamma-crystallin M2
Exons: 3
Coding region: 77-631 (184 amino acids)
Biological process (GO): lens development in camera-type eye; visual perception
Molecular function (GO): structural constituent of eye lens
Source: RefSeq, a predicted model, not a curated record